This is a messenger RNA of Stegastes partitus (bicolor damselfish), 1699 nucleotides long. It is a transcript of the gene slc35g2a, whose product is annotated as solute carrier family 35 member G2a. The coding region runs from base 158 to 1519 and encodes 453 amino acids. The transcript is spliced from 2 exons. Gene Ontology annotation, cellular component: membrane. NCBI's taxonomy places the organism in Eukaryota, Metazoa, Chordata, Actinopteri, Pomacentridae. The record is from RefSeq and is a predicted model, not a curated record.
AGAGGAGGCAGAGGAUUGUAGAGGAGGGAGGGUGGAAGAUCAGAAGAACAAAUGGCCAAGAAUAGAUGAUGGAGCGCUGGCAAAUGACUGAGGUUGACCGCGAGUGAAGUUGGUUUUUGCGGGAAAGCAGGUGUCCGUCUUGUCUCAGUUUUCAAAAAUGGAGUCCACUCACCUCCUGGGCGGCUCUAAGAAGAGGGUAAAGAUCCACCCUCACACUGUCACGGCCAAAUACGCCACACACACCCCCUACUCUCCUCAACCCGGAGUGCACACACACUUCCCCCAACCCGGGGAUGACGGCUACGAUGACGCUCCAUCUUUUGAGGACUUUGGCUCGUUCCUGGAGGAGACGUCAGACAGAAAACAGCUGACGGAGAGCCGGAAGUGGCCUCUGACGCUGUUUGGCUCUAAAGACAAAGACAAAGACACAUCCCACAGACCUCAAGCUGCCGGGGGAGGAGAAGGGAGUGAGGGGGGAGCCAAAGCAGCAAAGGGGACCGGGAAAGGAGUAGGGGAACAGCUGGCUAGUUUUGGUGAGGCGUCAGUGUCGGCGUCUCGGCUCACCUGGGUGGGGUUGCUCGGGGCGGCGCUGGCACAUGGCUGUUUGAUUGUUCUCACCCGUGUGGCCUCCGAACGCUUCAGCCUCGGCCCCCUGUUCCUGCUCUUGGUUCGGUCCAUCGUACAGCUCCUGUCUGUGGUUGUACCGCUAUCCAGGGGGGAGAACCUCUUUGGACCAGAGGGCUAUCGACUACGUCUGCUCUGUUAUGGCGUCUCCUACUCCCUCUCCCUUUGUUGCGCCUACGCAUCCUUAACCUUCGUCUCCCCCGGAAAUGCUACAACAACCUGGCGCCUGGCGACCACGGCACUGUCGGCGACCCUUGCCUUCCUGCUCUUGGAGGAGAGGCUGGGAUUGGCUGAUGGGAUCACCAUAGCCGCGGGGCUUUGCGGUUUGGGCCUUGUGUUACUUCCCACAGCAGAUGAGAGUAAUUCAGAUUCACCGACUGACCCGGUUGUGUUCUGGAGGGGCGCCUUUGGAUGGUCCCUUUCGGCACUCGCAGGGCUGUGGAUGGCCCUGGCGCUGGUCGGGUACCGUUCCCUGAAGGAAAGGGUGGGAGUCGGCACCGCUUUGUUCACAGUGAGUUGGACAGGCUGCCUGCUCGCCCCAGCCUCUUUGGUCCUGCUCCAGGAAGGCUGGUCCUGGCCUACGAGCGCCCCAGCCUUGGGCCUGGUCCUGGGUCUGGUCGUCUGCUCGGUUGCGGCCUUUCUGGGAAUGACGCACGCCCUCACCCGACUCCACCCGGCGCUGGUCUCCGCCUCUCAGAGCCUGGAGGUGCCUCUCGCCAUGCUCCUGCAUCUGGCGGUGCUGCCGGUGGCUCCCACUGCACCGGAGGUCGUGGGGAACGUGAUGGUCCUGCUGAGCGUCGGGUGGCUGGUGGCGAUGAAGCUGCUCCCCUCUCGAGGUGCCAGCCGGCGCCAAAGGGAGGAGUACGAGGAGAUCCUGGACUCACCCAUCAAAUAGACACCUCCUUCCCUCAAUCCCUCCUUCAUGAGAUUGAUUCCAGUGUACAUAAGAGACUGCUAAAUGUUUAUUGGAGCUUUAACUAUUUUGUAUCGUCCUCUUUGCUUUUUGAGAAAGUGCCAAUAUUGUGUUGUCUGGUAUGGUGACUAAGUGAUGUGAUAUUAAAAUCUCUCUGAUGAA